Messenger RNA from Dichomitus squalens LYAD-421 SS1, 1541 nucleotides. RefSeq names its product GroES-like protein. The transcript has 4 exons. The record is from RefSeq and is a predicted model, not a curated record. Gene Ontology annotation, molecular function: oxidoreductase activity, acting on NAD(P)H. Bases 46 to 1086 code for a protein of 346 amino acids. Lineage: Eukaryota; Fungi; Basidiomycota; Agaricomycetes; Polyporales; Polyporaceae.
CCACGCCGUCUCCAGCUCACAUAUCGAUCCCACACCUCUAUAGUAAUGUCGACUCCCGCUCAGCAGAAGGCUCUUGUCCUUCAAGAGAAGGGCGGUCAGUUCGCCCUCAUUAACCGUGAAGUCCCGACGCCGACUCGCGGCUCACUCCUCAUCAAGAAUGAGUCGGUUGGUCUCAACCCGGUGGAUUGGAAGAUCCAGCAGCUGGGCCUUUUCUUACAAGAGUACCCCGCCGUCAUCGGGUUGGAAGCCGCCGGAACGGUUCACGCAGUGGGUGAGGGCGUCACCGACUUCGAGAAAGGCGAUCGAGUGCUGUACAAAGCGUCCUUCGGGAAUGACGAGGCGCCCUACCAGCAGUACACAUUGGUUAGCGCGAUCCUCACCGCUAAGCUUCCCGAUGGUAUUUCCUUCGAUGCAGCGGCCACUGUCCCGACUGCGCUCGCAACUGCUGCUGUUGCCCUGUACAACCAGCCUGGCGGUCCUCAGUAUACCCCACCGUGGGCCGAGGGUGGCAGGGGCAAGUACGCUGGCCAGCCUCUGGUAAUCACAGGGGGCGCAACCGUGGUCGGGUCCGCAGCCAUUCAGCUCGGCAAGCUCUCGGGCUUCUCGCCCAUCAUAACGACCGCCUCGCUCAAGAACGCCGCCCUACUCCAGUCAUACGGCGCGGCACACGUCCUCGACCGCAACCUCUCCGCCGACGCUUUGCGUGCGGAGGUCACCAAGCUCACCGGGGGCGCUCCCUCCUUCGUCCUUGACACCGUCUCGCUCCCGGAGACGCAAGCCGCCGCCUACGGGCUUCUCGCUCCCGGAGGCAAGCUGGUCGUGAUCCUUCCCCCAAGCGUGUCAGAAACAACGGAGGGGAGGACAAUCACGGGGUUGGCGACUGGCGUCCGCCUUCAGCAGGACCCUCAGUUUGCGGAAGAGCUGUUCAAGGCGAUCCCUGCCCUGCUCCAGUCGGGCGAGUUCAAACCGCUCAACGCCGAGGUUGUUCCUGGCGGUUUGGCGGGGAUCGCCUCUGGCCUGGAGAAGUUGAAGAAGAACCAGGUCAGCGCCGCUAAACUCAUCGUUCAUCCUCAAGAGACCGCGUGAAGCCUUCAGCGGACCAGUCGCUUCCAGCUGUGCAGUCGGCUACAGAAGCUCCGGUCAUCACAUGAUGUAUACUACUGAACCUCGAACGUAUGAGGAGUUACCGCACAUGAAAGAGGUGCCGAUUGAUUCCUGGCAUUGUUUUCGAGGGUGCUACGAUGAAGCAGCGGUUUGUAGCGCGGAUCGGAGCCGAAGCAGUCGCAGAGGGCGUUGAACUCAUUGAUGAUGUUCGAGGAAAGAUCAGAGAACAACUGGCGACGACCGAGGGACAAGAAUACCCGGUAUGUCAAGCGAAGGCCGAAUAUGACCUGGUUGCCGUCCCUAGAUGCAUCGACGACCGUCGUCAUCACUUCUGCGGGAGCGUGAGCAGUACGGCAAACUGAAUGAUAGGCGGACGUAAUCAUGAACGCGGGAAGCAAGGCAAGAUUCGCGAGCGUUCUGAGCAUUGGGCUCUAGAC